This is a messenger RNA of Colletotrichum higginsianum IMI 349063, 1245 nucleotides long. RefSeq names its product Pectinesterase. Gene Ontology annotation, biological process: cell wall modification. Bases 1 to 1245 code for a protein of 414 amino acids. The record is from RefSeq and is a predicted model, not a curated record. Lineage: Eukaryota; Fungi; Ascomycota; Sordariomycetes; Glomerellales; Glomerellaceae. The transcript has 2 exons. Gene Ontology annotation, molecular function: pectinesterase activity.
AUGAAGACAUCGACGCCCCUUACCCUCCUCUUCGGGGCCCUCGCCUCCUGGUCAUCUCUCGCCGCCGCCGCGGUCCCUUCGGGCCCGGCCACGACAUACGCGGCAUGCCAGAAGAAGACUUGCAACAACCCCUUCGACGGGUGCCCCCCAAACACCCUCUUCGUCAGCAAGUCUUCGCGCCACGCAAACUUCACCACCAUCCAGGCCGCCAUCGCCUCCCUUCCCAACAACACCACCCCCUACUUCAUCCUCAUCGCCCCCGGAAACUACACCGAGCAGCUCAACGUCACCCGCUCGGGGCCCUUGACCCUGCUGGGCAUGACCGACGACCCAGCCUCGGGACUCCUGUACUCGGACGUGAACCCUGACACCACCGCCUCCAACGCCAACGAGGUCCAGGUGUGGUGGAACGCCGCCAACCAUAACGUCGCCUUCCCGGAUAACGCCUACACGAGCGUGUUGACCGUCGGUCCCAAUCUUAACGCCACCCUGACCGGCUCCGGCCCCACCGGCUUCCCCGUGCCCGAGGACACUCCCUUCGGCUGCACAGACUUCCGCGCCUACAACAUCGACUUCCGCAACGACGAGUACCCCUUCUCCAACGGGCCCGCUCACGCCGUCGGCGUCAGCAGGGCCAACGCCGGCUUCUACUCGUGCGGCCUCUACAGCUACCAGGACACCCUCUACGUCGGCAAACUGGGUAACGCCUACUUCUACGACAACGUCAUCGCCGGCCAGACCGACUUUCUCUACGGCUUCGGCACCGCCUACAUUCAGAAUUCCACACUCUCUUUGCGCAACUGCGGUGGCGGCAUCACCGCCUGGAAGGGCACAAACACGACCUUUGACAACAAGUACGGCGUCUACAUCUCAGACUCCCAGGCCAUCGCCGCCAACGCCUCCAUCGCUCAGACUAUCCGCGGCGCCUGCCCCCUCGGCCGGCCCUGGAACGCCCAGCACCGCUCCAUCUUCAUGGAGUCCUACUUCGACGCGAGCAUCAAGCCCCAGGGCUACAUCCAAUGGGGCGCCACCGACAACCGCAUCAAUAACUACACCUUCAUGGCCGUCUACGACGACCGCGGCCCGGGAUGGACCCCCGCCCAGAUGGCCGCUAGCAACAUCACAAAGGUCCUCGACGCCGCCGCCGUCAAGACCUACAGGAACCCCGUCGACGUCUUCCAGACCGCUGAGGGCACGUUUGGCUUCGUCUCGUGGAUCGAUCAGAGUGUAUUGAGGACGGCGUGA